AUGGUUUCCGCACUCCCCGUCGCUGGCCUUUUGGUCGCUGCCGUAGCCGCCCAGACCGUGACUCCCGAUGCGCCCAUCACGGCCCCGACGUCGUGCGCCCCCGGUGUGCAGAUCUUUGUCGCCCGCGGCUCGACCGAGGCUGCGGGCAUGGGCAGGAUCCGGACCGUCGCCGGUAACGUGACCGCCGCCAUCCCAGGCAGCGCCGUCACCGCCGUCGACUACCCGGCCACGUUUGAGGACUACGCACAGAGUGUGAUGACCGGCACCACCAACCUUGGCAAGCUCGUCAAGGACUACGUCCAAAUGUGCCCAGACAGCAAGGUUGCCCUGCUCGGCUACUCCCAGGGUGCUCAAGCUGUGGCCGAUCUCAUCUGCGGCGCUAGCAGUGAGCUCAUGCCCGUCAAGUCGGCUGAUCUCGAUGCCAUCUACGACAAGAACAUCAUCGCCAUGAUCCUAUUCGGCGACCCAACUCGUGCCGCCAACCAGUCGUUCAACCUCGGCACCGUGACUGACCGCGAUGGCCUCUUCCCGCGUCUCAAGAACGACGCCUGCGAGCCUUACUCCCCUCGCCUCCGGUCGUGGUGCGACGUCGCGGACCGCUACUGCGACCCUUCCGCCCCUGGCGGCAUCGAGACUUCUGUGCACGGCAGCUACUUCAACAAAUACACCCAGGUCGCCAAGGACUUUGUUGUCAAGCAGUGGAAGCUGAGCCAAAAGCCCCUGUCCGCGAGGAGCUCCACGGGCAGCGCCCAACCCACCGGCACCACCAACGGCACCCGCCCUAUUCACCCCACCGGUGCUCCCGUGCCUACCAGCACGACACCCGUGGUUGCCGGUGCCUCGAGGACCGGUGCCGCCGCCUUUGGCGCCGUCCUCAUGGCCGGUGUCGCUGCGUUCCUUGCUUAG
Pyricularia pennisetigena is the source of this 906-nucleotide messenger RNA. RefSeq lists its product as uncharacterized. Gene Ontology annotation, molecular function: hydrolase activity. NCBI's taxonomy places the organism in Eukaryota, Fungi, Ascomycota, Sordariomycetes, Magnaporthales, Pyriculariaceae. The transcript has 2 exons. The record is from RefSeq and is a predicted model, not a curated record. Bases 1 to 906 code for a protein of 301 amino acids.